UGUGUUAUUUUCACUAGUGAAAAUAUCAGUUUUACGAAGGAGAAAAUAUAGGUAUUUCAUAGAUAAUUAUAUGAUAAUGGUAUUUAUGCACGUCUAUUAUGGACUUUCGAGAAUGUUCCAUGUUCAGAAACUGAAUAUAUAUAUCGACACAACCUUUUCAAAAUCGACUGUAGUUUUGGAACCAAGUCGUAUUUGCUAUAUUUGAAAUUUUGGCUUACCGGUAAACGAUUAAAAUGAAGUAAAUAUAAUCAAUUCAAGAGAAAUGAAUAUGGAAAACAAUUCCAGAAUUCACGUAAAAACAAAACAAAAGCACAUUGUAUUUACUUAAAAAAAACUUUACUUUGAUAUCAUUGAAGUUGGCGUUCUAAUGAAUAUAUCAUUGGCCGGGCAAUUUUCAUUUUACAUGUUUUUCACCCAUUAUCACCUAAAAAGCGUUACGUGAAAUUGCUCUAAAUGGUUAAUAAUUAAUUUUGAUUAAUUAUUAAAAUAAUUUCAUGGUUUUAAUGUGUGCGCAUUAUGCUCUCUAAUUGCUUUGUUUUCUUUUGUGUCUGUCAGUCCCCACUUUGUAUCGAUUUUUGCUUAAAAGAUCGGUUAACACUGUAGUUGCUGAAAUCUUUGUGAUGCUACAGAAUAAUGCUUUUUAAGAAUUAACUUGUAAACUUUUAUUCAGUACACUGAGAUAAGCGAACUAAAUGUCUCCUCAGAAAGAUAAGACAAAAUCUGUUAUAUUUGAAAAUUAACGAAAUAAUCCAAUGUGUGAGCCGGUCGUAAUGGACUGAUUUUGUUUCGCAUGUUAUGACUAAAUAAUAGAAAACCUCAUAAAAGUAACAUAAUUAUAUUACCACAGGUAAUCGAAAGUAAUUUUGGUUUAAAAAAUGUUCUUUUAAUAUUUUUUUAAUUUAUUUUGUUAUUUUGUCACUGCUUUACUAGUUAUUUAUGCGUAUGCCACUAAGUAAACUGAUUUCGGUCACUAACACUAACACGGUAAAUAACAUUUUUAUUUUAUUUAUUUUUCUGUUUUAUUUUUUAUUUUUUGCAACUUUUCUUGAAACCUAGCAACAGGAUACCUCGGACCGGGCAGAUCGUGAAAUACCGGACCGUGCGCUAGCCAAUCACAGCGCACGAAUGACUAGGAUACCGGACCGAAAAAAAUAACGGUUUUCCGACUGAAUCAAAAACCCACGAGGUAUGCGAGGUAUAUUUAGUGCUUUGUUAAGGGAGUGGACUUUCCGUUGUUAGUCACAUGACUUCAUUUUAAGCAGUUAUGUCGUCAUUUUUAUUGUCAAUUAACCCGGAAAUAAAAAAGGUUUAGGGCGAGUAAAUUGCAGUCGGAUUGAAAAGCGUGAUUUUUCUCUGAAGCUUGCUGUGUGGACAACCGCUGAUCGAUAAACGUGAUAAGUCUUGAUGGAUUUUUUGGUCUGCCUAGGAGUUUCUAUGUGUUGUUUAUAGAACGAGAGUGCGUGUUUUAUCGGGAUAUAUAAAAUCCUAAAACAUACAUAACAAUCAUUAUAAAGUUUUGAUUAUCAAAAAGUCAUAAGAUUUUGAAUGACGUCUAAAAAUACUAAUUCAUAUAGGUUUCUGCUUGAUUGCCAAACUCGUAUUUGUUUUAUAGAGGCAUUGAUUAGAUAAAAAAAUCAAUUUAAUUUCAAAGAUAACACACGUAUGUGUAAAGCACCGCUUAGAACAGAAUAUGUCAGGAAAGUUUAUUCAAACAGGGAUUAAGGGCGUAUGGAGACGUCAUUUCCUUGGAUAGGAACGGCUUUGCUUGCUUAACAAAAGAAAUAGACCAAAGAAAGAUUUUUCAAUUGAUAAGAAAAUCAAAUAUAACACGAAAUAUAUCUUCRACUCAUAUCCUCUUCAAGAGAUUACUAGCGAAACUAGUGAACGACAAACUUAGAGGACUUUCAUUUUGGUGACGAGGAACCUGACAUAGAAKCUUGCCAAGAACGAAAAUAAUUAUUACAUCUCGUAUCAUCCGAAAGGGAUUACAAGUAACAAUAUUGAGCAAGAAGAGUAAAGAACUUUUAUUUGUGGUUGAAGGUCAUUGUAAAAGACGACGCUGAACAAUAGUAGCUUGCCAUGGGCCAAAGUAAUUUCUCAGGAGGAUACCGCUUUAAUGAGCUUCAAAGCCGUAGCCAGCGAACUGUAGCCAUCGAAUCAGGCUUCGUUCUGGUCAUUAACCUYGUGGCUUUMGUUGGCAACUCGGUUAUUUGUGUGGUGAUGUUCAGGAACCCUCGUCUUCAUUCGGUCCCUAAUUUCUACAUUCUUUCCCUGGCAAUAGCUGACAUCUUCAUGGCUCUGAUAGUUAUGCCAUUUUCAUUUGGAGUUCUAGUGACAUCUUACUGGCCUUUUGGCGCUGUCAUUUGUACUAUACAAGGCGCCGUAGUGUUGAUCUUGGCUUUCGUGUCGUCGUCCACUGUGGCCCUAAUGGCGGUGAACAGAUAUUUCAGAAUAGUUCGGUCAUCGUCGUAUCGCAAAUUAUUCACGGUCAACAAGGCUACAUUCAUGAUCCUAGCCGUGUGGGGUUUAGUUAUUUUAUUAGUUCUUCUCCCUGUUGUCUUUGGAUGGGCGACGAUUGAAUUCUACCCUAAAAGAGCCAAUUGCUUGGUAAAACCUGCAUCACAGAAUUCCAAUCAGAUUUUCACGGCUUUGCACCUUACCUUAUUCGUUGCUAUACCAAUGGUCGUCAUCAUCGUUUGUUAUUUAAGGAUUUUUAUUAAAGUUCGACGACAUUCGGCCUCUGUCCACCCUUCAUUGCGCUCAUGUGGACAUCAAGGUGUGGCUGAGAUGACCGUAGAAGAAAUCGGCAUUACUCGACUKAUUCUGUCCAUUGUCCUUGGUUUCGUCAUCUGUUGGAUUCCUGUUCUCGUAAUUGAAUUCGUUAAUACAUCGAUGACAUCUCCAGGAACUCUACCACGAUGGGUUUAUAUGUUAUAUAAGUAUCUUUGGUACACCAGUGCAGCCAUAAAUCCUCUACUAUAUGGUGCUUUCAACAGAUCAUUCCGCAAAGCGGCGAGGCAAACAGUUACUAGAAGCGCAAUAAAGASAACAGGAUCUCUUGAACACGCAUUUUGAAAUACACUAUCCUUCAAGACCUGUGAGCGUCGCUUUGGUGGAAGUCUAAAUAAUAGGCGUAUAUCGAAAACAAUCUUAACUUUAUUGUCAAUAUAUUAAUAUCUUAUUAACCGAGCGCGAGRGCCGUACGGGAAGUUAUGGACCUAGUUUUUUUCCACUGACUUAUGGCCAGAGCGCGUAGCAAGCGAGGUUAAUAAGAUAUUAAUUAUAUAGCAUUUUCAGGGAAA
This is a messenger RNA of Exaiptasia diaphana, 3302 nucleotides long. Its product is annotated as octopamine receptor beta-2R-like. The coding region runs from base 2080 to 3075 and encodes 331 amino acids. The transcript has a single exon. The record is from RefSeq and is a predicted model, not a curated record. Gene Ontology annotation, molecular function: G protein-coupled receptor activity. Gene Ontology annotation, cellular component: membrane. NCBI's taxonomy places the organism in Eukaryota, Metazoa, Cnidaria, Anthozoa, Actiniaria, Aiptasiidae. Gene Ontology annotation, biological process: adenylate cyclase-activating adrenergic receptor signaling pathway.